CGGAGAAUCACAGCAGCCGUGGCCGAGCUGCGGAGGGUAAAUACGAGACUGGGAAUAUCGCUACAUUUUCGGCUGACUAUAUGAAAAAAUCCUCAACGAAUUCGGAGCCUUUAUUUUUAUCUGAACUUAUAAAAGGAUGUAUUUCUACUAGAAGACCAACUUGAAACGCUGGAAACGUUUCCACCGAAAUGGAAGGGAAUAUUCCAUGGAUUAUUUUUUCAUUUUUAUUGUUUAUGCACAUCUGCGAAGGGUUCCGUUGCAUGGAUAAAUACAGACCUUGUGAAAAUGGAGGGACAUGCUUAGAUUCACCACCACGAUGCAUAUGUCGCCCUGGAUUCAUUGGUCCUCUCUGUCAGCAACUGGAUCCCUGUCAUCGGUCCCCGUGUCUGAAUGGAGCAGCUUGCAAGAGUCAGGUGGUCAAUGGUGUCCCACAAUACACCUGUGUGUGCCAGAGAGGGUUCAGAGGCCAAGACUGCUCUCUCAUUGAUGCCUGUGCCACAAGUCCAUGUGCCAAUGGGGCACGUUGUGCCAAUUGGAAUAACCACUACAACUGUUCCUGCCCACCUGGCUUCCAGGGAAAGAACUGCCGCAAUGACAUUGACGAGUGCCGCAAGCCUGGCAUUUGCCUAAAUGGUGGCCUCUGCAUUAACACCCAUGGGUCCUUCCGCUGCCAAUGCCAACCUGGAUACAGCGGACGCACAUGUGAGGUGUCCACCCUUCCUUGUGCCCCAUCUCAGUGCCUUAAUGGGGGUACCUGUCGACAGACCAGCGACCAUUCCUACGAGUGUGCUUGCCUUCCAGGUUUUGAGGGACACAACUGUGAGAAUAAUGUAGAUGACUGUCCAGGUCACAAGUGUAUGAAUGGUGGAAUUUGUGUUGACGGAGUCAACACCUAUAAUUGCCAGUGUCCACCAGAAUGGACAGGGCAAUUCUGUGCUGAGGAUGUCAACGAGUGUCUCAUGCAACCAAAUGCCUGCCAUAAUGGGGGUACAUGCUUCAACACCAUUGGUGGUCAUACCUGUGUCUGCGUUAAUGGUUGGACUGGAGAUGACUGCAGUGAGAACAUUGAUGAUUGUGCCAUAGCUGUAUGUUUUAAUGGUGCCACCUGUCAUGACCGUGUAGCAUCUUUCUUCUGUGAGUGCCCUGUGGGAAAAACUGGUUUGCUGUGCCACCUUGACGAUGCGUGUGUGAGUAAUCCCUGCAAUGAAGGGGCAGUGUGUGACACUAAUCCACUAAAUGGGCGUGCCAUUUGUACCUGUCCUGCUGGCUUUGUUGGAGGUGCCUGCAACCAGGACAUGGAUGAGUGUUCAAUAGGUGCCAACCCCUGUGAACAUUUUGGAAAAUGUGUAAACACAGAGGGUUCCUUUCAGUGUCAGUGUGGUCGUGGAUAUGCAGGCCCACGCUGUGAGAUUGACAUCAAUGAAUGUCUGUCCAUGCCUUGCCAGAAUGAUGCUACUUGCCUGGAUCGCAUUGGGGAAUUCACAUGCAUCUGCAUGCCAGGCUACAUGGGGACUUACUGCGAGAUUGAUGUUGAUGACUGUGAGAGCAAUCCAUGUGUGAAUGAUGGCAUCUGCCGGGACAUGGUCAACGGCUUCACAUGCACCUGCCAGCCAGGGUUUACUGGCACCAUGUGUCAGAUCGACAUAGAUGAGUGCGCCAGCACGCCCUGCCAGAAUGGAGCAAAAUGCUAUGACCGGCCAAAUGGGUUUGAGUGUCGCUGUGCUGAAGGUUAUGAAGGGACCCUGUGUGAGAGUAACAUCAACAACUGUCAGCCUGACCCCUGCCACCAUGGUACUUGUAUAGAUGGCAUUGCCAGCUACACCUGUAACUGCGACGCUGGCUAUACAGGCUAUCGCUGUGAGAACCAGCUCAAUGAGUGCCACAGCAACCCAUGUCAGAACGGAGGCAAGUGUGUGGACUUGGUCAACAAGUACAUCUGCCAGUGCCAACAUGGAACCUCAGGCAUGAACUGUGAGAUAAACUUUGACGAUUGUGCCAGCAACCCAUGUGAUUAUGGCAUCUGCAAAGAUGGAAUCAACCGUUAUGACUGUGUUUGCAAACCUGGUUUCACUGGUCCCAAAUGCAAUGUGGAAAUAGACGAGUGUGCGUCUAGCCCCUGUAGAAAUGGGGGUACAUGUGUAGAUGAAGAGAAUGGAUUCCACUGCCAGUGUCCUGAGGGCUUUAAGCCGCCCUACUGCUACUCACAGGUGGAUGAGUGUGGCAGCAGCCCCUGUGUCCAUGGCUCAUGCAGGGAUGACAUAAAUGGAUACCGCUGUGAUUGUGAGCCAGGGUGGGUGGGAAAGAACUGCGACCUUGAUAGAAAUGAUUGUUUGCCAAGUCCCUGCCAGAAUGCUGGCACAUGCAUUGAUCAGCUCAAUGGCUUUACCUGCAAGUGUCGUCAAGGUUUCAGAGGUAACCUCUGCCAGGUAAACAUCAAUGAAUGUGCUUCAAGUCCCUGUUUAAACAAGGGUACCUGUGUGGAUGGUGUGGCAAGUUUCACCUGCAUCUGCGAGCUUCCCUACAGUGGACCCACUUGUGCUGAGGUCCUUACUCCUUGUUCCCCUAAUCCCUGUGCCAAUCAUGCCAUCUGCAAGCACACACCGGACUACUUGGGUUAUCAGUGUAACUGCCAGCAAGGGUGGCAAGGUCAACUGUGCAACAUUGAUGUGAAUGAAUGCAUAUCAAACCCGUGCAAAAACCGUGGGACAUGUACUAACACACUUGGGGACUUCUCGUGCUCCUGCAGAGCUGGAUACACUGGGCUUACCUGUGAAACAGACAUCAAUGACUGUACCCCUAACCCAUGCCUAAAUGGAGGUUCCUGCACAGAUGGUGUAAACUCCUUCCAUUGUAGCUGCCUGCCAGGUUUCACUGGUCCCCGCUGUGCUUUAGAGAUCAACGAAUGCCAAAGUUCCCCUUGCAAAAAUGGAGGAGCAUGCACAGACUAUGUGAACUCUUACACCUGCACCUGUAGACCUGGCUAUACUGGCAUCCACUGUGAAACCAACAUCCCUGACUGCACUGAGAGUUCUUGCUUCAAUGGAGGAACCUGCACAGAUAAAAUCAAUGGGUACUCAUGUACCUGUCGUUCAGGCUUCACUGGUUCCCACUGUCAGUAUGAAGUCAACGAGUGUGACUCCCAGCCCUGCCUCAAUGGAGGUAUCUGCCAAGAUGCACUGGAGUCCUUCCGUUGCUCAUGUCCAAAGGGCUACACAGGCAACCGCUGUCAGACACCAGUGGACUGGUGCAGACGUUCAUCUCCUUGCCAAAAUGGAGGACGUUGUCGACAAAAGGAUGCUACUUUCAUCUGUGACUGUACUGAUGGCUGGUCUGGACGUUAUUGUGACAUCCCAAGGGUCUCUUGUGAGACAGCAGCACGCCAGAGAGGACUCCAGACAGAUGAGCUUUGCCACCAUGGUGGCCACUGUGUCAACUCUGGGAAUGCCCAUUUUUGUAAAUGUCCUUCCGACUACACUGGAAGCUAUUGUGAAAGCCAAGUGGACCACUGUGAAGACAAACCUUGCCGCAAUGGCGCCACCUGCAGGGGAUAUGUUGGAGGUUACCAGUGUGAUUGCAUGCCAGGUUUUACUGGGCAGAACUGCGAGAUAGAGAUCAAUGAGUGCCAGUCUCAUCCCUGCCAGAAUGGCGGCACCUGCAUUGAUCUAGUGGGACGUUACAUCUGUUCCUGUCCCCCUGGCACACUAGGUGUUCUUUGUGAGAUCAAUGAAGAUGACUGCGCUCCACCCCUAAGACCCCGUAGUGCCCCUCCUAAGUGCCUGAACAAUGGCACCUGUGUCGACAGAGUAGGUGGAUACCGCUGUAAUUGUCCCCCUGGAUUCACAGGAGAAAGGUGUGAGGGGGACAUAAACGAGUGUCUCUCUAACCCCUGCAGUCCUGCCAACAGUCUAGAUUGCAUCCAAUUGCCAAAUGACUACCAAUGUGUCUGCAAGCCCGGAUUCACAGGUCGGAGGUGUCAGAGCAGGUACAGUGUAUGUGAGUCUCAGCCUUGUCAGAACGGAGGUGCAUGCUCUGUAUCCAGCAGCUCUGCAGUGGGAUACAUCUGCACAUGUCAACUUGGAUAUACUGGGUCAAACUGUGAAAGAAGUAUGUCCUGUCGGGAGCUGUCCUGCUACAAUGGAGGGAGCUGUGCACUCACUACAAGGGGAGCGCGUUGCACCUGCGUACCUGGUUACGGCGGGCCCCAGUGUCAGCAUCGCAGCAACGAAGGCUGUUCUUCCCAGCCUUGCCGUAAUGGAGGGUUAUGUACUGAAGAGACUAGUUUUCCGUUCUUCCAUUGCCAGUGUGCCAGUGGUUGGACGGGUAAGCGAUGUGAGCAGAGCAGCGGGAACCCUGAGCUCUCAACACCCUCGUGCCCCCUUGCAGACUGUCACAGCAAAGCCAAUGAUGGUGUUUGUGACAAGGAAUGCAACACAUUUGCCUGUCGUUGGGAUGGUGGUGACUGCUCUCUUGCAGUUAAUCCUUGGGCACGUUGUGCAGACCCUCGCUGCUGGCGUGUCUUCAACAAUAGCCAGUGUGAUGAAUCCUGCAACAAUGCUGACUGCCUCUAUGACAACUUUGACUGCAAAAGCAAGGAAAAAGUGUGCAACCCCAUAUAUGAAACUUACUGUAUUGAUCACUAUGCUGAUGGACGAUGUGACCAGGGCUGUAACUCAGAGGAGUGUGGCUGGGAUGGCUUGGACUGUGCAAAGAAUGUUCCAGAAGACCUCGCUGAUGGCUCUUUAGUGUUGGUGGUCCUUCUGCCUCCAGAGGAGCUUCUCCGCACCAGCACAGCUUUUCUGCAAAAAUUAAGUGCUAUCCUACACACAUCAUUGCGCUUCCGUCUGGACCGCAACGGUGAAGCUAUGAUCCGCCCCUACACCCGCAGAGAAGCACGCCUAAAGCGUGAGCUACAACCUCAGCAGGAGGUCAUUGGCUCCAUAGUGUACCUGGAAAUAGAUAACCGACUGUGCUCCCAGGACCAUGAGGACUGCUUCCCCACAGCAGAUAGUGCUGCAGACUAUCUAGGUGCCCUGUCAGCUGUGGAAAUGCUUCGCUUUCCUUAUCCUCUCAAAGAAGCCCGUGGCGAAAGGAUUCCACCCGAUUUCAUCAUACCUGAAUGGGGAAAGCUGAUGCUGGUGAUGAUAGCCUUUUUUUUUGUGUUGAUCAUCCUUGUGAUUGGCAUGUUGAUUGCCCGUAGAAAGAGAGAGCAUAGUACCCUUUGGUUCCCUGAAGGCUUCUUCCUUAAGAAGGAGCCCAGCAGCAACAAAAACCGCAGGGAACCUGUGGGCCAGGAUGCUCUGGGAAUGAAGCACAUGACAAAAACUGUUGAAGAAUCCCUCCUUGGAGACCACAGCGACCAGUGGAUGGAUUCAGACUGCCCUGAGGCAAAAAGGCUAAAGGUUGAGGAGCCCAGUAUGCUUUCAGACAGUGAAGAUGCAGUGGACAGCAGGCAGUGGACGCAGCAUCACCUUGCUGCCGCAGACAUUCGUGUGCCUCCAACUAUGGCGCUCACACCACCACAAGGAGAGUUUGAAAGUGACUGUAUGGAUGUUAACGUCAGAGGUCCAGAUGGUUUCACACCUCUCAUGCUGGCAUCAUUCUGUGGAGGCGGUUUAGAGCCUGAGAUAACAGAAGAGGAAGAAAAUGAGGAGUGCUCAGCCAAUAUAAUCUCAGACCUGAUCUACCAGGGCGCGUCCCUUGCUGCACAAACAGACCGCACUGGUGAGACAGCACUUCACCUGGCUGCCCGCUAUGCUCGUGCUGAUGCUGCUAAAAGACUGCUGGAUGCUGGGGCAGAUGCCAACGCUCAAGACAACACAGGACGAACGCCACUACAUGCUGCAGUGGCAGCUGAUGCACAGGGUGUCUUCCAGAUUCUGAUUAGAAAUCGGGCUACAGAUCUAGACUCUCGCAUGUAUGAUGGCUCCACUGCAUUGAUCCUAGCAGCACGGCUAGCAGUUGAAGGCAUGGUAGAGGAACUCAUCACUUGUCAUGCUGAUGUCAACGCAGUUGAUGAACUGGGUAAAUCUGCCUUGCACUGGGCUGCAGCCGUAAACAAUGUGGAUGCCACUGUUGCCCUGCUGAAAAAUGGUGCAAACAAAGAUAUGCAAGAUCUCAAGGAGGAGACUCCGCUAUUCCUUGCUGCACGUGAGGGAAGCUGUGAAGCAGUGAGGGUGCUGCUGGCUCACUUUGCAAACCGAGAGAUCACAGACCACAUGGACAGGUUGCCAAGGGAUAUUGCCCAGGAGCGCAUGCACCACGACAUUGUUCAGCUUCUCGAUGAAUACAACACAGUAAGGAGCCCCCAGGGUCACGGAGGGGCUGGACACCACCUCACAGGGGGGCAUACUCUGUCUCCUCUCAUGUGCCCACCCAGUGCCUUCCUUCCAAGUUUGAAAAACACCCCACAGGGCAAAAAGAACCGUCGUCCUGGAGCCAAGGGUUCAAGCCUCGGAGGCCAACAUGCUGCCAGUCUGAAGGAGUCAGUCAAGGCCCGCAAUAAGAAGCUAACCUUGGACAUGCAGAGUGCCUUACUGGAGAGCUCAGUUACACUGUCCCCAGUCGACUCUCUGGACUCACCCCAUGGGGGAGCUAGCAAUGCUGGCUACAUCACAAACCCAACUUCCCCUGUGGCAAUGCCAUCACCAGGGCUCUUUCACUCCUCUAUGUCAGUCCCAAACACCCCAAUGGUACACAGUAGCAUGCUGGAGGGAGGAGGCCCCUUUGCCGUUUCUUUAGCACAACUAAACGACCUUGGAGCUGGAGGAAUGUCAUUGCAGGGUCGUGUCUCCAUGGCCUCAGAUGUCAACCAUGGCUAUGUGCUGAGUUCAGGGCAGAUGGGGAUCAACAUGGGGAUGGUCAGUCCUGUCAGUGUGCCCUUUGAUUGGCACAGUCGAAUGCCCAGCUCCUCCCAGUGUGGUCAGCAAGUUGUGAAUCUUGUGCAGAGUAGCCAGGCAGGCAUGCAUCCACAGAGCCCAGCCAUGCAGCAGCAGAACAUGCUAAUGCACCAGCAGCAGAUCUUCCAUAAUCCUAUGCUACAGCCCACCCCUGUAACCUCCACACCCACUAUCAGCCCUGUGAAAAUGCCCACAAUUGCUGAGCAGCAGAAACAACAGCAGCAGCAGCUUAUCAACCACUCCAUGACCAGCCAGCAAAGCAUGGCCCGGAUGGGUACCUCCACACCACCAACACCCCAGACGUCCCAGCCCCCACCUUCCUUCUUCCAGCAGCAGCAGAUGCCUCAGCAACCCUCUCAGCCCCAGCCGCCUCCUCAGCCCACACAGGCAUCUACACCAACAGCCCAGCCCACUCAGGCUCUUCCUCCUCAGCCUAGUGGUAGCACGACAGGAACAGAGGAUUACCCCACCCCUCCCUCCCAGCACAGCUACUCAUCUGCACUUGAUGCCACGCCGAAGCAUUACCUCCAUCUGCCCAGUGAGCACCCCUACUUGACCCCAUCUCCAGAGUCUCCCGAGCCCUGGUCCAGCCCUUCCCCUCACUGUGUCUCUGAUUGGUCGGAUUCCACACCUAGCCCAGCAGUUGCUGGUCCUGCCCAGACCCAAAUUACUCAAAUCCCAGAGGCCAAUGGCAAGAUGCAGGUGUUUGCAUGAAGAUCUCAUGGGCCCUGCUUGAAAAGGGACCUGGGGUAAAAGAAUUUGCUGACUGGCUCUUGGGCUUGUCUGUGUUUAUAUGUGUCAGCCUGUUUCCAAGAUUUUCAUUGGAUUUGGAUUGACUAUGUUUAUCAAGAGGACCGUCUGCUAGUGAUUACUGCAGAGAAAAAAAGUAAAGGGAAAUGUGUGUUGUCUGAAACAGCAGACAAUUUAAUGAAGUAAUUCUGUCACAGAUGGACUUGUUUUUUAUUAUAAAAGAAGUAUAUGAAGAAACCAAGUCUUUCAUUUCAAAGACUUCGGGAUGCUCUCUUUAAACUAACAAACAUUUUAAAAAGUAGAUUUAAAAAGUUAAAUGUUGAAGGGAAUUGUUUUAUUUUUAUUUAUUAUUUUCUCUCUGACCUGCUUUUGUAGAUGUUUUUCCCAUUUCUGUUUGAACUUGUCACAUAAUAUCCCAACUCGUAUAUGGACCACCACUAUUUUUUUAUUCAACCAGUGUGUCAAGUGAUUGUAAAGGAAUAUAAUUCAUUACUCAGAAUGGAGAGAGGACUCUUCGCCUACUCUGACUGAUAUUUAAAACAGCUGGCAAGGAUAAACUGGUUAUAGCAAAUACAGAGAAAUGUUCAGUGGUAGUGACAUAUUUUGAUUUGAUUACACUGUGGUGAUGGAUCACUUUUCAUAUGAGUAUUAUGAAUGAGAAUGUAGAUGAGUGUCUCUAAAGCACUUCAACUGACUGGCCAUAAAUGGCAGUCAUGAGUGAAACUAGUUUGAAUACAAUUAAUAUUUAUGUUAUUUUGGCAACAUUUUUUAUGGCUUUUCAAAAAACGUCAGCAGAGUUGUUGCUGUAAUGCCCUCAUUCCAGCUGUAGUUCCUCACUGACUCUAUUGGACUGUUACCAGUCGGACUGUUAGCAAUGAUGCUGCCUUGUUGAACUGAGCUGUCAUCCACUUUAAGAAACUGUUUCAGAAUAUUAUUUUGCUUAAAAAUCAGCAGUUCACUGCCCUUUUACCCUUGUUUACUUUUUAUGUUUUAUCUGUUUUAUACUCUGUAUAUUUGUGCAAACCAUGGAUACCUUUCUUAACAUCACUCCAGAUGUACUAAGCUAUGCUUAUCAGCUGCUAUUUUAUACCACUCUUCCCUGCAUUCCUCCAUAUCAUCUGUCUUGUGUGAAGAUGUGCCUUUUCAACAUCAAGUACAGAGCAGAAGCAGAUGCACACAGGUUGAAGUUUCUUCCCUUGAGUCUGCAUCAUGUAUUUUUGUGUAUUAAACAGAAAAAAAUUAUCAGUGACAGUGUAAGUUUUGUUGACACUCGUGUUGUCUUUGGAGGAGUAUUGGUCAGUGUGCAGCUGCUGGACUGUGACUGCUUUUGCCCUGUCACUCCUCAGGGAGGUGUUUAAUGGCAUGUAGUGGAACUGUUUCUGCUGCAUCAACAGUAGCCUCCAGUCCAGAGGUAAAGAGUUUCAUCUUUAGAUGGUUGUUUAAAGAGAAUGAAGGAAAAACACUACUAUGUAGUGUGGCACUCUUUCAACUUUUUACAACAUUUUGUGAUGACACUCAGAUAUCAAGCUCACACCCUCUGUUCUAUCUGACCUACUCUUCAUAACAACCACCUGAGUACGUUACGUCUCUACCAUACUAAUGGUAUCAUAUCAUAAUGGUUACUGAUAAUAGGUGGAUUAUAAGAAAGUACGUUUUUAAUUUUCAUCUUGGGGCACCAUGAACAGAAAUGAGAAGGCCAUCACUUUUACUUACUACUAUGUGGUGACCGAACACUGCCCGUGGCUGUGUCAAAAGACUGAUUUAAUUUGUCAUUCAUUGUUUUAUCCUCUUCACUAUAGAUUUAGUUUGUUUUGUCAGACCUGGGAAACAUGUUGUUCACAGUCCAGUUCACUUUUUUUUUUCCUGAAAACUGCCUGUUUGUUUGUUGUUGUUUUUUCUAUAUAAAAUUUGUCUUUUAAUUCCUCUACCAGGUCGCACUAAGUCAUGUACAUUUCAAACUCCCAACUUCUGUUUGUAAAUAUGGUUGUUCUGGUUAGUUCUUUGCUUGAGAAGUCUUAUGUUUCUUAUUUGAUUAUGUACUAAAAAGGACAAAAAUAAAGUGUACUUCAUUUAGCAUUAUUUGAAGCCGAGACUGUGACUGAUAUUUUAUUGGUCUUGUGUUAUUAGAACAGUCAUAGACAGUUUCUAUCAAUAAUAAUUUCUAUACUUGUUUAAAAGUAGUUCAAAAAUCAUUGUACAUAAACCUCUCCACAGUUUUCUUUCUACCGUAAAAGUUGUAAAAUAAGUAACAUAUAUUAAAAACUGUAGGGAACUACA
Molecule: messenger RNA, 9923 nt
Organism: Cheilinus undulatus (humphead wrasse)
Lineage: Eukaryota; Metazoa; Chordata; Actinopteri; Labriformes; Labridae
Gene: notch3
Product: notch receptor 3
Exons: 33
Coding region: 189-7610 (2473 amino acids)
Biological process (GO): Notch signaling pathway; multicellular organism development; regulation of developmental process
Cellular component (GO): membrane
Molecular function (GO): signaling receptor activity; calcium ion binding; protein binding
Source: RefSeq, a predicted model, not a curated record